CUUCUGACCUCAGAUGAUCUGCCCGCUUCAGCCUCCCAAAGUGCUGGGAUUAUAGGCAUGAGCCAACACACCCGACCCCACUUUAGUUUUUUAAUAGUGCUUGAGAAGAUGUUUCUGCUAAAUACUGUGCCUCUGGAUUAAACCUCAAAUACUUCGAAAUGUGAAAAGUUUGGUUUCAGUCACAGAUGUUUAGUUAAAUACUUUUUAGGGACAAGAAAACUACAAAGUGCCUUGAAAAACAAAACACGCUCAAUUUGUUAUUUGUUUAACAUAUGUAGAAAAUAAAAUUAAUACAUAUAUCUUUUCCAAAUUAACACAGUAUGAAACCAACCACUACUCAUUCAUCAAAAGACACAAUGUAGAUGAAGUUUAGGCUUGGUUAGGACCCGGACACUGAAUAAAUGGUAGCUCUGAGGUUGAAAAAGCUCCCCGAGUCACUCUGGUACACAUUCUGAUGGGCAAGUCAGCAUCCCCACCCCACCCCAGCCCUUCUUCCCCGCUGAAAAGAAGUCUCUAGCUCAGAGAAUUGACUUGUUAUAACCUUACAGAUGUAGUUGCCAAAUUGCCAUUGACAUCACAUUUUUCUUUUUGGCUUUCACUAGCUAAAUAGUAAUAUUAUAAAGGAACUCUCUGCUUUUUCUAGUUUGUCCUUUUUAAAUUCUUGGAGGCCCUUCGUACCAUGGAACGCAGGAUGGGCAAAUGUGCUUCUUAUAGUGUAUGUUAGAUUUAGCACCUUUUGGCAAAGGGUCUUGUUUCCUGUGCAGUUUAAAUUUAGAUCCACUGAGAAUCUGAGAAAUUCAGUAAUGAAAGGGUAACUUUGGAGUUUCCUCUUUUGGAAGCUUUCCUUAUUAAAUUCUAUUAAUGACUCUGUUAGACUUGAUUCCCAUCUUACACAAGAGAUUCCAGAAUAGCAACUUGAAUUGCUUCUCAGUCCCUCUUACAAAGUCACUCCUUCAUUCGGCAUUGAUUGAGUGCCUCCCGUGUACCAGCUGACAGGGCUUAUGUACAGAACCACUACCUUCUUUUUCAUUCUAUUAUUUUAAGAGUUUCUUGAUAGUCCAUCUACCUAAGAAGUGUUGCUAUUAAAUUUCAGCCUAUCUCAUAAAUAUUAUUCUGAGAUCCUCCUUGCUGGAUUUAUAAGUAUAAAUCAUUCUUGGUUAAAAUAUACAAUAUAAACAGUAAGUGGACCAGUCAUCUGAUUAUAUGUGCUCUGAGUCUACAGAAAGAAAAUAUCUUGGCAUGUUUCAGGAGACUUGUAAAGAUGAAUUGUAGGACUUCUCAUUUCUAAUUAAAACUAAUUAAAAUUUACUGUCUACAAGGGAGAUGGAUUGAACGUCACCUUUACCUUUCUCUUGACAACAAUGAACUCUGACUCAAAGCUGGCACUAAAUGUUUUAUUUCAGUGUCUGUGUCCUAUUCUGUGUUGUAAUAUUUUGGAUAAAAAAUGGAAAAAAAUAAACAAGAAAUUUUUAUUUCUGCUAAAAAGUCAACAGAGUCCAUUGUUAUCUUCCUUUGCUUCUCAGAUGGCAGAAAUUGGGUGUCAGGUCCUAGUAGACAGGGGUUCUCAACCCCUGGGCCAUGGACUAUUGUGGGUCUGUGGCCUAUUAGGAACUGGGUGGCACACCAGGAGGUGAGUGGCAGGUGAGCCAGCAUUAGCCAGCUCAGCCAGCCUAAGCUCCACCUCCUGUCAGAUCAGUGGCAGCAUUAGAUUCUUUCUCAUAGGAACAUGAACCAUAUUGUGAACUGCAUAUGUGAGGGAUCUAGGUUAUACCCUCCUUAUGAGAAUAUAAUGCCUCAUCCCCCUACCCAUAGCCUCAUGGAGCAGUGCCAAAAAGGUUGGGGACUACUGCUAUAAGAAGUCCCGACCAGAAGUGUCACAUCUUUCUAUAGCAUGGUGCUGCUUCUUGAACACCUGUAGUAGCCAAGGCCAGAAUUAGCGUGGCACCCUCUUCCCCAGACAAGGUCCAUGGACAGUGCAUUUCAAAAUAUAGGAAGCUCUCCUUACACUCUCUGCUACUAGCUUCCAUGGUUAUCAAGUAAUUAUACUUUAUGCUGAGCCAACUUAUGCAUUUAGGAAGAGAUGAAGAGAAAUUAUAUCCUCAAAUGGGCUGGAACAAAAGGGAAUACCAAUAAUUUGUAAGUUAAUCAAAUUAUAAUUAAAGCAGGAAGAGACACAGGGAGCUUUGAUUAUCUAUGUUUUCCGUUAGAAAAUAAUACAACAAAAGUAUCCAGGGAGUCUUAUCAGUUCUGUAGGUAUGUGGCAGAACAGUAAGGUUAUAAGUUGUCCUUUUAAUUCGCAGCUUCCUCUGGCCUCUGCUUCCCAUGGCCCUGCCUUCUGACUUGCUGUUUGCUCAGCUCCUUAGUGCAUGGGAAGAGCAGAAACAUCAGGUGAAGGGUGCUGAGAUCUGCUGUGCACCUGUGCCGCACAGCCCUUCCCAUAUAUACAUGUGUAGCUUUUGGGUUUGCCAGUUGAUGGAACUUAUCUGCACCAAAUAGCCUUCCACGGGGGUGGUGCCGAUUCACACUCCCACCCACAGCCGGCACAGCCUAAUCACAAGUGGAACAAUCAGAGCGGAAAGUAGCAGCCUCUGGUUUCCAAAUGUGAGAGAGCCUCAGGGCUCAGUCCUCAAACCUGGUCUGUUCUUUGUUGAUGUCUUCAAACCACCUCAAAGCUGACACCUUCUCCAGCCUGGGCCUUUUCUUUGAACCUCAGGUUUGCAUAUCCCACUGUCUCUUAACUGCCUCCAGUGGGAUGAACUCUUGAUAUUCUACCGCAACCUGCUCCUCCCACUGUCUUCCCAUCUCCUUCCAGUUGCUCAGGCCACAGUCGUUGGUGUUGUCCUUGAUGGCUUUUUUUCUCCUACGCAAUCCCUCUGGUCCACAGUGCCACCAUGUCUUGGCUGGAGUUCCUCAGUAACCUCCUGAGUAGUCUCUCUGCUUCUUCUCAGAAUAUCUCCUCCAUGCAACAGCCAGCACGAACUGGUGAAAAUGUAGUCCAGACCCUGUAGCUCCUCUGAUCAAAACCCUCCAGCGCCUCACAGCCCACUCAGAAUCUGAUGCACAAAGGAAAAUAAUGAUACAAAACCCAUUCAUUGUGUUGUUGCGGUAGAUCGAGUUACAUGAUGCACAGCACAAGACCUUCUUUGCGCUUCUUUCAAGCAGGAUUAUUGCUGUAUAUUCACUCUGAACUGAGAGCAUCCAGAGCUGCUGUUGGCGGAUUGUACCCACGGGGAGAUGAUUCCUCAUGAAGAGCCUGGAUCCCCUACAGAAAUCAAAUGUGACUUUCCGUUUAUCAGACUAAAAUCAGAGCCAGCCAGACAGUGAAACAGUCACCGUGGAGGGGGGACGGCGAAAAAUGAAAUCCAACCAAGAGCGGAGCAACGAAUGCCUGCCUCCCAAGAAGCGCGAGAUCCCCGCCACCAGCCGGUCCUCCGAGGAGAAGGCCCCUGCCCUGCCCAGCGACAACCACCGGGUGGAGGGCACAGCAUGGCUCCCGGGCAACCCUGGUGGCCGGGGCCACGGGGGCGGGAGGCAUGGGCCGGCAGGGACCUCGGUGGAGCUUGGUUUACAACAGGGAAUAGGUUUACACAAAGCACUGUCCACAGGGCUGGACUACUCCCCGCCCAGCGCUCCCAGGUCUGUCCCUGUGGCCACCACGCUGCCCGCCGCGUACGCCACGCCGCAGCCGGGGACCCCGGUGUCCCCCGUGCAGUACGCUCACCUGCCGCACACCUUCCAGUUCAUUGGGUCCUCCCAAUACAGUGGGACCUACGCCAGCUUCAUCCCGUCACAGCUGAUCCCCCCAGCCGCCAACCCCGUCACUAGUGCGGUGGCCUCGGCCGCCGGGGCCACCACUCCAUCCCAGCGCUCCCAGCUGGAGGCCUAUUCCACUCUGCUGGCCAACAUGGGCAGUCUGAGCCAGACGCCGGGACACAAGGCUGAGCAGCAGCAGCAGCAGCAGCAGCAGCAGCAGCAGCAGCAGCACCACCUCAGCAGGGCUCCAGGGCUUAUCACCCCGGGGUCCCCCCCACCCGCCCAGCAGAACCAGUACGUCCACAUUUCCAGUUCUCCGCAGAGCACCGGCCGCACCGCCUCUCCUCCGGCCAUCCCCGUCCACCUCCACCCCCAUCAGACGAUGAUCCCACACACGCUCACCCUGGGGCCCCCCUCCCAGGUCGUCAUGCAAUACGCCGACUCCGGCAGCCACUUUGUCCCUCGGGAGGCCACCAAGAAAGCUGAGAGCAGCCGGCUGCAGCAGGCCAUCCAGGCCAAGGAGGUCCUGAACGGUGAGAUGGAGAAGAGCCGGCGGUAUGGGGCGCCGUCCUCGGCCGACCUGGGCUUGGGCAAGGCAGGUGGCAAGUCGGUUCCUCACCCGUACGAGUCCAGGCACGUGGUGGUUCACCCGAGCCCCUCAGACUACAGCAGUCGUGAUCCUUCAGGGGUCCGGGCCUCUGUGAUGGUCCUGCCCAACAGCAACACGCCCGCGGCCGACCUGGAGGUGCAACAGGCCACUCAUCGCGAGGCCUCCCCCUCCACCCUCAACGACAAAAGCGGCCUGCAUUUAGGGAAGCCUGGCCACCGGUCCUAUGCGCUCUCACCCCACACGGUCAUUCAGACCACACACAGUGCUUCAGAGCCACUCCCGGUGGGACUGCCAGCCACGGCCUUCUACGCAGGGACUCAACCCCCUGUCAUCGGCUACCUGAGCGGCCAGCAGCAAGCAAUCACCUACGCCGGCAGCCUGCCCCAGCACCUGGUGAUACCCGGCACACAGCCCCUGCUCAUCCCGGUGGGCAGCACUGACAUGGAAGCGUCGGGGGCAGCCCCGGCCAUAGUCACGUCAUCCCCCCAGUUUGCUGCAGUGCCUCACACGUUCGUCACCACCGCCCUUCCCAAGAGCGAGAACUUCAACCCCGAGGCCCUGGUCACCCAGUCCGCCUACCCAGCCAUGGUGCAGGCCCAGAUCCACCUACCCGUGGUGCAGUCCGUGGCCUCCCCGGCGGCGGCUCCCCCUACUCUGCCUCCCUACUUCAUGAAAGGCUCCAUCAUCCAGUUGGCCAACGGGGAGCUAAAGAAGGUGGAAGACUUAAAAACAGAAGAUUUCAUCCAGAGCGCAGAGAUAAGCAACGACCUGAAGAUCGACUCUAGCACCGUGGAGAGGAUCGAAGACAGCCAUAGCCCGGGCGUGGCCGUGAUACAGUUCGCCGUCGGGGAGCACCGAGCCCAGGUCAGCGUUGAAGUUUUGGUAGAGUAUCCUUUUUUUGUGUUUGGACAGGGCUGGUCAUCCUGCUGUCCGGAGAGAACCAGCCAGCUCUUUGAUUUGCCGUGUUCCAAACUCUCAGUUGGGGAUGUGUGCAUCUCGCUUACCCUCAAGAACCUGAAGAACGGCUCUGUUAAAAAGGGCCAGCCCGUGGAUCCCGCCAGCGUCCUGCUGAAGCACUCAAAGGCCGACGGCCUGGCGGGCAGCAGACACAGGUAUGCCGAGCAGGAAAACGGAAUCAACCAGGGGAGUGCCCAGAUGCUCUCUGAGAAUGGCGAACUGAAGUUUCCAGAGAAAAUGGGAUUGCCUGCAGCGCCCUUCCUCACCAAAAUAGAACCCAGCAAGCCCGCGGCCACGAGGAAGAGGAGGUGGUCGGCGCCGGAGAGCCGCAAACUGGAGAAGUCAGAAGACGAACCACCUUUGACUCUUCCUAAGCCUUCUCUAAUUCCUCAGGAGGUUAAGAUUUGCAUUGAAGGCCGGUCUAAUGUAGGCAAGUAGAGGCAGCGUGGGGGAAAGGAAACGUGGCUCUCCCUUAUCGUUUGUAUCCAGAUUACUGUACUGUAGGCUAAAUAACACAGUAUUUACAUGUUAUCCUCUUAUUUUAGGUUUCUGUUCUAACCUUGUCAUUAGAGUUACAGCAGGUGUGUCGCAGGAGACUGGUGCAUAUGCUUUUUCCACGAGUGUCUGUCAGUGAGCGGGCGGGAGGAAGGGCACAGCAGGAGCGGUCAGGGCUCCACGCAUCCCCGGGGAAGAAAGGAACCGGGCUCCACAGCGCCUGCUUUCUGUAGCGGCCCAGAAGCAGCCAAGGGCGCUGACUCCCGCUAGUGUCAGGAGAAAAGUCCCGUGGGAAGGGUCCUGCAGGGGUGCAGGGGUGCACGCAAGUGGGGGUGCACAGGCGCUGUGGCGGCGAGUGAGGGUCUCUUUUUCUCUGCCUCCCUCUGCCUCACUCUCUUGCUAUCGGCAUGGGACGGGGUGUUCAGAGCAGUGUCCUCCUGGGGUUCCCAUGUGCAAAAUCAACAUCAGGAACCCAGCUUCAGGGCAUCGCGGAGGCGCGUCAGACGGCAGAUUUGGAAAGUUAACCAUUUAAAAGAACAUUUUUCUCUCCAACCUAUUUUACAAUAAAAGCAACUUUUAAUUGUAUAGAUAUAUAUUUCCCCCUAUGGGGCCUGACUGCACUGAUAUAUUUUUUUUUUUAAAGAGCAACUGCCACAUGCGGGAUUUCAUUUCUGCUUUUUACUAGUGCAGCGAUGUCACCGGGGUGUUGUGGUGGACAGGGAAGCCCCCUGCUGUCAUGGCCCCACAUGGGGUAAGGGGGGUUGGGGGUGGGGGCGGGGGAGAGAGCAAACACCCACGCUGGUUUCUGUGCAGUGUUAGGUAAACCAAUCAGGUUAUUGCAUUGACUUCACUCCCAAGAGGUAGAUGCAAACUGCCCUUCAGUGAGAGCCACAGAAGCUCUUCACGUUGAGUUUGCAAAAUCUUUUUGUCUUUGAACUCUAGUACUGUUUAUAGUUCAUGACUAUGGACAACUCGGGUGCCACUUUUUUUUUUUUUUCAGAUUCCAGUGUGACAUGAGGAAUUAGAUUUUGAAGAUGAGCAUAUAUUACUAUCUUUAAGCGUUUAAAAAUACUGUUCACACUUUAUUACCAAGCAUCUUGGUCUCUCAUUCAACAAGUACUGUAUCUCACUUUAAACUCUUUGGGGAAAAAAAAAACACAAAAAAACAAAAAAAACUAAGUUGCUUUCUUUUUUUCAACACUGUAACUACAUUUCAGCUCUGCAGAAUUGCUGAAGAGCAAGAUAUUGAAAGUUUCAAUGUGGUUUAAAGGGAUGAAUGUGAAUUAUGAACUAGUAUGUGACAAUAAAUGACCACCAAGUACUACCUGACGGGAGGCACUUUUCACUUUGAUGUCUGAGAAUCAGUUCAAGGCAUAUGCAGAGUUGGCAGAGAAACUGAGAGAAAAGGGAUGGAGAAGAGAAUACUCAUUUUUGUCCAGUGUUUUUCUUUUUAAGAUGAACUUUUAAAGAACCUUGCGAUUUGCACAUAUUGAGUUUAUAAUUUGUGUGAUAUUCCUGCAGUUUUUAUCCAAUAACAUUGUGGGAAAGGUUUGGGGGACUGAACGAGCAUAAAUAAAUGUAGCAAAAUUUCUUUCUAACCUGCCUAAACUCUAGGCCAUUUUAUAAGGUUAUGUUCCUUUGAAAAUUCAUUUUGGUCUUUUUACCACAUCUGUCACAAAAAGCCAGGUCUUAGCAGGCUCUUAGAAACUCUGAGAAUUUUCUUCAGAUUCAUUGAGAGAGUUUUCCAUAAAGACAUUUAUAUAUGUGAGCAAGAUUUUGUUUUAAACAAUUAUUUUAUUAUUGUUGUUAUUAAUGUUGUUUUCAGAAUGACUUUUUUUUUUUCUAUUCAAAAUCAAAUCAAGAUUUAAUGUUUGGUACAAACCCAGAAAGGGUAUUUCAUAGUUUUUAAACCUUUCAUUCCCAGAGAUCUGAAAUAUCAUUUGUGGGUUUUGAAUGCAUCUUUAAAGUGCUUUAAAAAAACAGUUUUAUAAGUAGGGAGAAAUUUUUAAAUAUUCUUACUUGGAUGGCUGCAACUAACCUAAACAAAUACCUGAUUUUUCUUUUACCCCAUUGAAAAUAGUACUUCCUUCAUUUCACAAAUUAAAAAAAAAAAAAAAUCUGGUAUCAACCCACAUUUUGGCUGUCUAGUAUUCAUUUACAUUUAAGGCUCACCAGGACUAAUGAUUUUUGUAAACCAUUUUCUGGGGUGUACCAAAAACAUUCGAAUAGGUUUAGAAUAGCUAGAAUAGUUCCUUGACUUUCCUCGAAUUUCAUUACCCUCUCAGCAUGCUUGCAGAGAGCUGGGUGGGUUCAUUCUUGCAGUCAUACUGCUUAUUUAGUGCUGUAUUUUUUAAACGUUUCUGUUCAGAGAACUUGCUUAAUCUUCCAUAUAUUCUGCUCAGGGCACUUGCAAUGAUUAGGUUUUGUUUUUCCUUUUUGUUUUUUAACCUUUGAUGGUAAGAGGAAUACGGGCUGCCACAUAGACUUUGUUCUCAUUAGUAUCACUAUUUACAACUCAUGUGGACUCAGAAAAACACACACCACCUUUUGGCUUACUUCGAGUAUUGAACUGACUGGAUCCACUAAACCAACACUAAGAUGGGAAAACACACGUGGUUUGGAGCAAUAGGAACAUCAUCAUAAUUUUUGUGGUUCUUUUUCAGGUAUAGGAAUUAUAAAAUAAUUGGUUCUUUCUAAACACUUGUCCCAUUUCAUUCUCUUGCUUUUUUAGCAUGUGCAAUACUUUCUGUGCCAAUAGAGUCUGACCAGUGUGCUAUAUAGUUAAAGCUCAUUCCCUUUUGGCUUUUUCCUUAUUUGGUUGGUCUUUCCCAUUCUGGCCAGAGCAGGGCUGGAGGGAAGGAGCCAGGAGGGAGAGAGCUUCCCACCUUUCCCCGGCUGCGGAUGCUGAGUGCUGGGGCGGGGAGCCUUCAGGAGCCCUGCGUCUGCCGCCACGUUGCAGAAAGAGCCAGCCAAGGAGACCUGGGGGAGGAGCCGCAGUGUCCCCUGUCACCACACGGAAUAGUGAAUGUGGAGUGUGGAGAGGAAGGAGGCAGAUUCAUUUCUAAGACGCACUCUGGAGCCAUGUAGCCUGGAGUUAACCCAUUUUCCACGGUCUUUUCUGCGAGUGGGCAGGCCCCCCCUUGGGGUCUGUGUCCUUGAGACUUGGAGCCCCUGCCUCUGAGCCUGGACGGGAAGUGUGGCCUGUUGUGUGUGUGCGUUCUGAGCGUGCUGGCCAGUGGCUGUGGAGGGGACCACCUGCCACCCACGGUCACCACUCCCUUGUGGCAGCUUUCUCUUCAAAUAGGAAGAACGCACAGAGGGCAGGAGCCUCCUGUUUGCAGACGUUGGUGGGCCCCGAGGCUCCCAGAGCAGCCUCUGUCACCGCUUCUGUGUAGCAAACAUUAACGAUGACAGGGGUAGAAAUUCUUCGGUGCCGUUCAGCUUACAAGGAUCAGCCAUGUGCCUCUGUACUAUGUCCACUUUGCAAUAUUUACCGACAGCCGUCUUUUGUUCUUUCUUUCCUGUUUUCCAUUUUUAAACUAAUAACAGCAGGCCUUUUGCGUUUACAAUGGAACACAAUCACCAAGAAAUUAGUCAGGGCGAAAAGAAAAAAAAAUAAUAUUAAUAAUAAGAAACCAACAAACAAGAACCUCUCUUUCUAGGGAUUUCUAAAUAUAUAAAAUGACUGUUCCUUAGAAUGUUUAACUUAAGAAUUAUUGCAGUUUGUCUGGGCCACACUGGGGCAGAGGGGGGAGGGAGGGAUACACAGAUGGAUGCCACUUACCUCAGAUCUUUUAAAGUGGAAAUCCAAAUUGCAUUUUCAUUUGGACUUUCAGGAUAAUUUUCUGUGUCGGUCAAUUUUUCGUUUUCCCUAACUCACCCAGUUUAGUUUGGGAUGAUUUGAUUUCUGUUGUUGUUCUUGAUCCCAUUUCUAACUCGGAAUUGUGAGCCUCUAUGUUUUCUGUUAGGUGAGUGUGUUGGGUUUUUCCCCCCACCAGGAAGUGGCAGCAUCCCUCCUUCUCCCCUAAAGGGACUCUGCGGAACCUUUCACACCUCUUACUCAGGGACGGGGCUGGUGUGUGUGUGGUACACUGAUGUGUCCAGAAGCAGCACUUUGACUGCUCUGGAGUAGGGUUGUACAAUUUCAAGGAAUGUUUGGAUUUCCUGCAUCUUGUGGAUUACUCCUUAGAUACCGCAUAGAUUGCAAUAUAAUGCUGCAUGUUCAAGAUGAACAGUAGCUCCUAGUAAUCAUAAAAUCCACUCUUUGCACAUAGUUUCAUCUUUACUGAAAUAUGUUGCCAAAAUUUAUUUUUGUUGUUGUAGCUCUGGAUUUUGUUUUGUUUUGUUUUUUAAGGAAACGAUUGACAAUACCCUUUAACAUCUGUGACUACUAAGGAAACCUGUUUCUUUCAUAGAGAGAAAAAUCUCCAAUGCUUUUGAAGACACUAAUGCCAUGCUAUUUCAGAUAUGGGUGAGGAAGCAGAGCUCUCGGGACCGAAGGCCAGGCUUCUUGAGCUGUAUUGGUUGUCAUGGCUACGGUUUCAUGAACCACAAGCAGCUCAACAGACUGGUCUGUUGCCUUCUGAAACCCUUUGCACUUCCAUUUGCACCAGGUGAAAACAGGGCCAGCAGACUCCGUGGCCCAAUUCGGUUUCUUCGGUGGUGAUAUGAAAGGAAAGAGAAUUACACUUUUUUUUUUUUUUAAAGUGGCGUGGAGGCCUUUGCUUCCACAUUUGUUUUUAACCCAGAAUUUCUGAAAUAGAGAAUUUAAGAACACAUCAAGUAAUAAAUAUACAGAGAAUAUACUUUUUUAUAAAGCACAUGCAUCUGCUAUUGUGUUGGGUUGGUUUCCUCUCUUUUCCACGGACCGUGUUGUGUUUCUGGCAUAGGGAAACUCCAAACAACUUGCACACCUCUACUCCGGGGCUGAGAUUUCUUUUACAUAGAUGACCUCGCUUCAAAUAUGUUACCUUACUGAUAGGAUCUUUUCUUGUAGCACUAUACCUUGUGGGAAUUUUUUUUUUAAUGUACACCUAAUUUGAGAAGCUGAAGAAAACAAAAUUUUGAAGCACUCACUUUGAGGAGUACAGGUAAUGUUUUAAAAAUUGCACAAAAGAAAAAUGAAUGUCGAAAUGAUUCAUUCAGUGUUUGAAAGAUAUGGAUCUGUUGAAACAAUGAGUUUCAUACUUUGUUUGUAAAAAAAAAUAAAUAAAGCAGAGAAGGGUUGAAAGUUACAUGUUUUUUUGUAUAUAGAAAUUUGUCAUGUCUAAAUGAUCAGAUUUGUAUGGUUAUGGCCUGGAAGAAUUACUACGUAAAAGGCUCUUAAACUAUACCUAUGCUUAUUGUUCUUUUUGUUACACAUAGCCCUCGUCUGAGGGAGGGGAACUCGGUAUUCUGUGAUUUGAGAAUACUGUUCAUUCCUAUGCUGAAAGUACUUCUCUGAGCUCCCUUCUUAGUCUAAACUCUUAAGCCAUUGCAACUUCUUUUUCUUCAGAGAUGAUGUUUGACAUUUUCAGCACUUCCUGUUCCUAUAAACCCAAAGAAUAUAAUCUUGAACACGAAGUGUUUGUAACAAGGGAUCCAGGCUACCAAUCAAACAGGACUCAUUAUGGGGACAAAAAAAAAAAAAAAUAUUUAACCUUUUUUCCCCCCACACCUCAUUUAAAUAGGGGGGGUAAAAACAUGAUUUCAGUGUAAAUGCCUCAUUUUACUUUAGUUUUAUUUUGAUUUUUAUUGAAUAUAAAGAGGCCAAAAUAAAUGCGGAUCUACUUCUCAGAAUAGUAUUCCUGUCCAAAAAUCAAGCCGGACAGUGGAAACUGGACAGCUGUGGGGAUAUUAAGCACCCCACUUACAAUUCUUAAAUUCAGAAUCUCGUCCCCUCCCUUCUCGUUGAAGGCAAUUGUUCUGGUAGCUAACUUUCUCCUGUGUAAUGGCGGGAGGGAACACCGGCUUCAGUUUUUCAUGUCCUCAUGACUUGCAUACAAAUGGUUCAACUGUAUUAAAAUUAAGUGCAUUUGGCCAACAGGUAGUAUCUAUACAAUAACAAUCUCUGAGAAUUUCCAUACCUUUUCUUAUCUGAAAGGACUCAAGUCUUCCACUGCAGAUACAUUGGAGGCUUCACCCACGUUUUCUUUCCCUUUAGUUUGUUUGCUGUCUGGAUGGCCAGUGAGCCUGUCUCCUUUUCUGUGGCCCAUCUGAAGGCCUUCAUUGGAAGCGUUGUUUACAGUAAUCCUUACCAAGAUAACAUACUGUCCUCCAGAAUACCAAGUAUUAGGUGACACUAGCUUAAGCUGUUGUCUUCAGAGCAGUUACCAAGCAGCUCAGUGCACAGGUUUUCUCUGGUUCUUACAGGAACCACCUACUCUUUCGGUAAUCUGGUCCAGGAGUGGGGUAAAUCCUUUAGUCAGUGCAUUGGAACUUGAUACUUGUGCAUUCGGUUCUGUGAAUACUGCCCUUUUUGGCGGGGUUUCUUCCUCUCCCCAGCCUGAACUGCUCAACUCUUAACCCAAAUUAGUGUCAGCCGAAAGGAGGUUUCAAGACAGUCCUGUCAGUACUUGUGGUGACCUUCAGAUUAGACAGUCUUCAUUUCCAGCCAGUGGAGUCCUGACUCCAGAGCCAUCUCUGAGACUCGUACCACUGGAUAUUUUAAUAUCAGAUCAUUACCCACCAAACUUCCAAUCGUAUGCCUCCCACAGGCCAAGGGAAACAGACACCAGAACUUGGGUUGAGGGCACUACCAGACUGACAUGGCCAGUACAGAGGAGAACUAGGGAAGGAAUGAUGUUUUGCACCUUAUUGAAAAGAAAAAUUUUAAGUGCAUACAUAAUAGUUAAGAGCUUUUAUUGUGACAGGAGAACUUUUUUCCAUAUGCGUGCAUACUCUCUGUAAUUCCAGUGUAAAAUAUUGUACUUGCACUAGCUUUUUUAAAACAAAUAUUAAAAAAUGGAAGAAUUCAUAUUCUAUUUUCUAAUCGUGGUGUGUCUAUUUGUAGGAUACACUCGAGUCUGUUUAUUGAAUUUUAUGGUCCCUUUCUUUGAUGGUGCUUGCAGGUUUUCUAGGUAGAAAUUAUUUCAUUAUUAUAAUAAAACAAUGUUUGAUUCAAAAUUUGAACAAAAUUGUUUUAAAUAAAUUGUCUGUAUACCAGUACAAGUUUAUUGUUUCAGUAUACUCGUACUAAUAAAAUAACAGUGCCAAUUGCA
This is a messenger RNA of Cercocebus atys (sooty mangabey), 13014 nucleotides long. RefSeq names its product ataxin 1 (gene ATXN1). Gene Ontology annotation, molecular function: protein binding; RNA binding. The coding region runs from base 3356 to 5758 and encodes 800 amino acids. The transcript is spliced from 4 exons. Gene Ontology annotation, biological process: nervous system development; negative regulation of transcription by RNA polymerase II. Gene Ontology annotation, cellular component: nucleus. Lineage: Eukaryota; Metazoa; Chordata; Mammalia; Primates; Cercopithecidae. The record is from RefSeq and is a predicted model, not a curated record.